Messenger RNA from Pteronotus mesoamericanus, 1858 nucleotides. It is a transcript of the gene LTV1, whose product is annotated as LTV1 ribosome biogenesis factor. Gene Ontology annotation, biological process: ribosomal small subunit biogenesis; ribosomal small subunit export from nucleus. Gene Ontology annotation, cellular component: cytosol; preribosome, small subunit precursor; nucleus. NCBI's taxonomy places the organism in Eukaryota, Metazoa, Chordata, Mammalia, Chiroptera, Mormoopidae. The transcript is spliced from 11 exons. The record is from RefSeq and is a predicted model, not a curated record. The coding region runs from base 190 to 1620 and encodes 476 amino acids.
GCGAUUGGCCCAUGUCCACGGCCUGCUGCGUGACUUCCCGUCCGGUUCCUGGGCUUGCACGUGUGUUUAGGCCUGAAGACGCCGCUGAGAGCUGGCCCUUGACGGCAGCUCGGAGGUAGCGUGUCACCACCCGAGGGACUCGGAGAGUGUAGUCGCUGCUCUUCGGUGUGAGCGCCGUGCGGCUGCAACAUGCCUCACAGGAAGAAAAAGCCCUUUAUAGAAAAGAAGAAAGCUGUGUCUUUUCACCUGGUCCAUCGGAGCCAGCGAGAUCCUUUGGCGGCAGACGAGACUGCACCGCAGAGAGUUCUGCUGCCUACCCAGAAAAUAAAUGAUGAAGAGAGACGAGCAGAACAGAGGAAGUAUGGAGUGUUCUUUGAUGAUGACUAUGACUACCUGCAGCACCUGAAGGAACCAUCUGGGCCCUCGGAGCUUAUUCCCACAAGUACCGUCAGCGUACCCAACAGGAGAAAUGAAAACGAAGAGACUUCAAUAAUUUCAAGCACCGGAAUUAAGCUGCCUUCUUCAGUGUUUGCAUCAGAGUUUGAGGAAGACGUUGGAUUGUUAAAUAAAGCAGCUCCUGUUUCAGGACCUCGGCUGGAUUUUGAUCCUGACAUUGUUGCAGCUCUUGAUGAUGAUUUUGACUUUGAUAAUCCAGAUAACCUGCUUGAAGAUGAUUUUAUUCUUCAGGCUAAUCAACCAACAGAAGAGGAAGAGGGAAUGGAUAUACAGAAACCUGAGGUUGAAGAUGGCAGCGAGUGGGAAGACGUGUAUGAUGAGAAGGCAGGAGGCAGCGAUGGCAGGGACUGUGACUCCGUAGGCUCGUUGUCGGAUGAGGCUGCAUCAGCCCCGGGAACGCCUCUCGGGGCCCUAGAAAAUCACUUGUUCUGGGAAGAGGAAACGAAAAGUCGCUUUACUGACUAUUCUAUGACAUCCUCAGUCAUGAGGAGAAAUGAACAGCUGACCCUACAUGACGAAAGAUUUGAGAAGUUUUAUGAGCAAUAUGAUGAUGAUGAAAUUGGAGCUCUGGAUAAUGCUGAAUUGGAAGGUUCCAUUCAAGUUGACAGCAAUCGCUUAGAGGAAGUUUUGAACGACUACUAUAAAGAGAAGGCAGAGAAUUGUGUGAAAUUGAGUACUCUUGAACCAUUCGAGGAUCAGGACCUACCAGUGAAUGAACUUGAUGGGUCCGAGGAGGAAGAGAUUGUCACUGUAGUUCUUGAAGAAGGCAAGGAGAAGUGGGAUUGUGAAUCCAUUUGUAGUACAUACUCAAAUUUAUAUAACCAUCCACAGCUUAUCAAGUAUGAACCAAAGCCCAAACAAAUCCAAAUAUCUUCUAAAACAGGAAUACCUCUCAAUGUCUUACCUAAGAAAGGAUUCACAGCAAAGCAAGUUGAACGCAUGCAGAUGAUUAAUGACAGCGAUCUGCCCAAAGUGUCAGUGCAGCCACGCUCUAAAAAUGAAAGCAGAGAAGAUAAAAGAGCAAGAAAGCAAGCGAUAAAAGAAGAGCGCAAGGAACGGAGAGUAGAGAAGAAAGCUAACAAAUUAGCCUUCAAACUGGAGAAAAGAAGGCAGGAAAAGGAGCUGCUGAACCUGAAGAAGAAUGUUGAGGGUCUGAAGCUAUGACAGCGGAACGUCUAGGGUAAGGCGCGCUCCCCUGGGGGCUCCUGACUGUGCUCAAGAGCGAGCGAGGGUCUCCAGGGAGACAGGACUGGCCUGCCAUUUUCACUGGCAUGGACUGAAAAGAAAACAGCACAGUACGUGUAUUUAUGCCAGCAAGUUUGUAAAUAUUGUAAUAUUUUAAAAUUUAAUAUGAUAAGCUUAGAUUCGCUGUGAAAUAAAUGACUUUAUGAAAGUGAAAUGU